UCAUCAAAGCACCAACAAUCUUGAGACAAUAAUAUAAGUGGCGACCUGAGUUUCAACACAACAAUAUAAAAAUGGCAGUACUGAAGUCAAAUAUGGUUGUAUUGGUGGUCAUGAUGGUUGCAUCUUUCCACCUGCGGUCCACGGUGGCGCAAACAAGGCACGUCGUUGGGGACGCCUUGGGGUGGACGAUUCCUUCUGGCGGCGCUUCCACUUACGCCACUUGGGCUUCUCAACAAACCUUCACCGUCGGCGAUACACUUUAUUUUAACUUUACCACUGGAAUGCAUAACGUGGCCGAAGUUUCUCAGGCGGCUUAUCGCCCAUGCACUACCACCAACACCCUCUCACUCAACCCUAACGGCCCCGCCACCGUUACAUUGACCCGCCCUGGGACCCACUACUAUAUUUGCACUGUUGUGAGUCAUUGUCAAAUUGGUCAGAAAUUAACCAUCAAUGUCUCUCCCCUUACCGCCACUGCUCCUGAAUCUACACCCCUAUCUCCACCAUCUACCAUCGCUACUCCUCCGUCUGCCUUUGAACCAUCUCCCACCGGCAGCGUCAUUCCACCACCAUCAAGCGCAUCUCCACCUUUGGCCUCCGUGGUUCCCAUCACUUUCUUGGCAGUUGCUUUGGCUUUCUUUUACUAGAUCAAUUUGAUUGAACGGAGACAGGGAGUUUUUAUUUUCUUGAUGUUUUUACCAAUUUCUGACCUUUUUGCUUAUUUGUUUUUAUCCAUUGUAUUGUUUGUACCCUCAUAUAUUCAUGUAAGAAAGUUCACAUUAUUGUAUAUUUAAUAUUUUGAGGCCA
Molecule: messenger RNA, 807 nt
Organism: Helianthus annuus (common sunflower)
Lineage: Eukaryota; Viridiplantae; Streptophyta; Magnoliopsida; Asterales; Asteraceae
Product: mavicyanin
Exons: 2
Coding region: 72-647 (191 amino acids)
Cellular component (GO): plasma membrane
Molecular function (GO): electron transfer activity
Source: RefSeq, a predicted model, not a curated record